Molecule: messenger RNA, 1410 nt
Organism: Doryrhamphus excisus (bluestripe pipefish)
Lineage: Eukaryota; Metazoa; Chordata; Actinopteri; Syngnathiformes; Syngnathidae
Product: proteinase-activated receptor 4
Biological process (GO): phospholipase C-activating G protein-coupled receptor signaling pathway; positive regulation of Rho protein signal transduction
Cellular component (GO): plasma membrane
Molecular function (GO): G protein-coupled receptor activity
Source: RefSeq, a predicted model, not a curated record
CACAGAUGACUCUCCGCUGACGAGUCAAGUCUUGUGGACCACAUAAACAUCUGGACCUCAUCAGCAAAACCACUCAAGUCCCGACAAGUCUUGCUUGGACCUGCUGAACCACCAGAUAGAAGAAGAAGAAGAAGAAGAAGGUGGAGGGGCGGGUUUUCUGCUGCUGACUGGAAGACUUUGAGAAGAAGACAAGAUGGUUCUGAGGAAGAAGAAGAUGAAGUUGUUCUGUACUCUGGUCUUCAUUGUGCUGCUGCCGUGCGUCUUCAGCCUGGCGUCAUCUCCUCAUUCCGCUGAAGAAUGUUCUGGCAUGUCCAUGCGUCUUCGGGCUUUCCGGCUAAAAGUGUUGUGCAACGUGACAACUCUAAAGGAGAAACAGCUGAAGGACAUCCAGGCGCCGACCGCCGUCUUGUACUUGCCGGUUCUGUACCUCCUGGCCUUGGUGGUGGGCCUUCCAUCCAACCUGCUGGCUCUUUGGAUCCUGAUCUUCAGAACCAAGCGGCUUCCAUCCACUACGCUGCUCAUCAACCUGACGGCCGUCGACUGCCUGCUUCUGCUGGCGCUGCCCUUCCGGAUCAUGUACCACUACCGGGGGAACCACUGGGAACUGGGCGAGGCAUUCUGCCGCGUCAUCAUGGCGAUGUUCUACGGGAGCAUGUACGGGUCGGUGCUGUGUCUGGCGCUGGUGGCUCUGGACCGCUACAUCGCUUUGGUUCACCCGUUUGGUGCCAAGAGUCUACGCAGUCAGCGAACGGCGGUGUACAUGACGGCGGCCGUGUGGGUGGUACUCCUGGCGGCGAUGUUGCCGCUGCUGAUGUCGCAACAGACGUAUGCGGUGGACCAGCUGUACAUCACCACCUGCCAUGAUGUUCUCCCCCAAGACGAGCAAGAAAACUUCUUCCUGCCAUACUUCAGCACUUUGUUUACGCUUUGCUUCCUGUUGCCCUUCCUCGUCAUCCUCUUCUGCCAUUGCAGCAUCCUGCGCACCCUGCUGGCCGAAGGCAAGCGCUACGCCCACGCCAUCUGGGUGACACUUUUGGUGCUGCUGGUCUUCAUCGUCUGUUUGCUGCCUAGCAACAUCCUGCUCCUGCUCACCUACGCCGACAGCUCGCUGGACGGGAACGGCGGGGACCUCUACAUGCCGUACAUGCUUAGCUUAGCUGUUAGCACCUUCAGCAGCUGCAUCAACCCCUUCAUCUUCUACUAUGUGUCGGCCGACUUCAGGGGCAAAGCCAAGAGUGCUCUCUGCUGCCACGAAAACCCUCGCCCACCGAUCCAUCUACAGAACAAAGUGUCCUGCUCAUCGACGUCAUCGGGCCUGAGGUCAAAAGUCACACUGCUGUCCAUCUCCAGUCUGCGUUCGGUGCCCGCGACGAGACAGCCUCUUUCUAUCACAAACGCGGUAUAGGGUCG